AUGGCCGACAAGUUCAUCAUCGCCCAUGCUGGGGCUAAAAAGGCGGAGGCCAGGGUAAACGAUAUAUUCACCGUUAGGCAAUCCCCUGGCGAGGGACUCAGGGACUUCCUCGCCCGGUUUAACAGGGUGAGAAUGAGCCUACCUAAUGUAUCAGAAGGGAUGGCGGUAGCAGCUUUCCAGAACGUAUUAAAGAGGAACAGAUCGAGAGCAAACGGAAAGUUAUUAAGCAAGCUCAUGAAAUACCCUCCCACCACUUGGGAAGAAAUCCACAAUGCCUAUUGUGCCGAGGUAAGAGCCGGUGAGGAUGACCUUAACGAAAUAGUGUACGCACUAGAAAAGCUCGGGACAAAUUUGAAGUGGCUACAAAAGAUAAAGUCCGACCCGAGUACACGAAAGUCGAACAUCCUAUGUGAAUUUCACCAGGAGCGGGGUCAUAAAACCGAGGAAUGCAUAGCUCUACGGCAAGAGUUAGUAAACAUGUUGAGCCAAGGUCACCUAAGGGAGCUAAUGAGCGACUGUGGACGAGCCAACUUCGGUCGGGGACGCGAACAACACCAAGGCCCUCCAAAGACACCAUCCCCUACCUGCACCAUCCAAAUGAUCAUCAGCGGAGGUGAUGAAGCAGCGAUCAACCAUGUGAAGUUCACCAACACACACAAAUUGAAGCGAUCGAUCACCCACAAACGGUACGACGACCUCAGAGACAGUAUCAUCUUUGAUAAGUCAGAUACCGACGGUUUGGUUUUCCCUCAUUUCGAUGCUCUUAUUAUUACUUUACGUAUUUCAGAUAUUGAUGUGAAAAAAAUAUUGGUAGACGACGGAAGCGGCGCGUGUAUUAUCCACCCUCGAGUUCUCACGCAAAUGAGACUCGAAGAAAAGAUAGAACCAUGUUGCAUAACACUAACAGGUUUUAACAAUGCAGUUGAGCGAACCUCUGGGGAGAUAACUCUACCUGUUCUGGCCGGGGGCGUCACCCUAGAAACAACAUUCCAUGUCAUGAACCAAGACACGGCUUACAAUGCCAUCAUAGGGCAGCCCUAG
Messenger RNA from Nicotiana attenuata, 1041 nucleotides. RefSeq lists its product as uncharacterized. Bases 1 to 1041 code for a protein of 346 amino acids. Lineage: Eukaryota; Viridiplantae; Streptophyta; Magnoliopsida; Solanales; Solanaceae. The record is from RefSeq and is a predicted model, not a curated record. The transcript has 2 exons.